AAUUGUUGAGAUGAAAGGUCAGGAGACCUGCCUGGAAUUGAACAUCAGAAUGGGAGAUAACACAUCGCUAGUCACCUUCCAACUUCUCUGAGGAAAGGAGUCACUAAGGAACAACAGUCACACAGGAGUCUGCAUUUUAGGAGACCUCCAGGAAUCAUGCUGGAGAAGUUCUGCAACUCUACUUUUUGGAAUUCCUCAUUGCUGGAUAGCCCGGAGGCGGACCUGCCGAUUUGUUUUGAGCAAACGGUUCUGGUUUGGAUUCCCUUGGGCUUCCUUUGGCUCCUGGCCCCUUGGCAGCUUCUCCAUGUGUACAGAUCCAGGACCAAGAAAUCUUCUGUAACCAAGCUCUACCUUGCCAAGCAGGUGCUUGUUGGGUUUCUUUUUAUUCUAGCAGCCACAGAGCUGGUCCUUGUAUUCAUAGAAGAUUCUGGACAAGCCACCGUCCCUGCCAUCAGAUAUACCAAUCCAAGCCUCUACCUGGGCACAUGGCUCCUGGUUCUGCUGAUCCAAUAUAGCAGGCAAUGGUGUGUGCAGAAGAACUCUUGGUUCCUGUCCCUAUUUUGGGUUCUCUCAAUACUCUGUGGCACUUUCCAGUUUCAGACUCUGAUCCGGAUGCUCUUAAAGGGCAAUACUUCCAGUCUAGCCUACCCUGCCUGUUCCUCAUCAGCUAUGCAUUCCAGAUCCUCAUCCUGA
Molecule: messenger RNA, 693 nt
Organism: Artibeus jamaicensis (Jamaican fruit-eating bat)
Lineage: Eukaryota; Metazoa; Chordata; Mammalia; Chiroptera; Phyllostomidae
Product: ATP-binding cassette sub-family C member 2-like
Exons: 5
Coding region: 157-693 (178 amino acids)
Source: RefSeq, a predicted model, not a curated record